This is a messenger RNA of Clupea harengus (Atlantic herring), 4599 nucleotides long. RefSeq names its product SEC24 homolog D, COPII coat complex component (gene sec24d). The record is from RefSeq and is a predicted model, not a curated record. Gene Ontology annotation, molecular function: SNARE binding; zinc ion binding. Gene Ontology annotation, biological process: COPII-coated vesicle cargo loading; intracellular protein transport; endoplasmic reticulum to Golgi vesicle-mediated transport. Lineage: Eukaryota; Metazoa; Chordata; Actinopteri; Clupeiformes; Clupeidae. Gene Ontology annotation, cellular component: COPII vesicle coat; endoplasmic reticulum exit site.
AGUACGCUGUGCUCUUCGCACUGGACCCGGUGGAGUUUGACGUGGCAUUCUACGUGCACUUUCAGGAUUGAUACCGAAGCGGCCGCUGCCCAUUCUCCCUACUACUUUGGUCUUUGGCGGGUUGCCAGAUUGGCAUGAGAAGAAUCUCCUGACAGGAUGAGCCAGCAGGGAUAUGUUGCUGCCCCUCCCUACUCCCAGGCACAGCCCGGAAUGGGGGGGUACCCAAGUGGGUAUGGGGGACCCCCCCCUCAGCCCAUGUACGGACACUAUGGAGCCCCUCCCACAGGUGUUGCCAAAGGGCCGGUGGCCACUCCCCCUCCAGUGUCUCAGUACGGGUCACCAAUGCAGCAGAACGGAGCUCACCCACAGAGGAUCCAGCCCCCGUCAGCAGUCUCCUCCCCCUACGGACAGCCACCCCAGGUCCCCUACCAGAGUAUGGCCCCUCAGUCCCUGCCCCCUGCCCAGCAGCUGUCCAAUCAGAUGAGUGGAAUGCAGAUUAGUGGCUAUGGCCAGAUGCCAAUGCAACCCACCCAGGGCCCUCCCAGCUCUGCCCCACAGCAUCCUCUGCAGCCUGGACCCCCCCAGAUGAUGUCCCAGCCUGGACCCCCCCAUAUGAUGUCCCAGCCUGGACCCCCCCAGAUGAUGUCCCAGCCGGGGCCAAUGGUUCCCGGGCCCCAGACUCAACCCUUGGGUUCGCCUCCACCAAUGGGUGCUGCUCCUCCUAUGACUGGCAUGGCAGCUCCACCAAUGGGGAUGUCUGGACCCUUCUCUGGCCCGCCUCCUAUGGGAGGGGCUGGAUUCCAGCAGUCCCCUGGUCAGAUGCAACCCCAGGGGUUUCCACAGCAACCAGGUCCGUACGGGGGGCCAAUGGCUGCUCCACAGCCAGGAUUCCCAGGUGCGUUCCCGGGGGGAGCCUCACAAAUGGCUGGACCCCCCCAGAAGAAGCUGGACCCCAACUCCAUUCCCAGCACAACUCAGGUUAUAGAGGAUGACCAGGCCAAGAAAGGGGGGCAGCUCUACACCACCAAUGUCAGAGGACAGGUUCCCCCCCUCGUCACCACCGACUUCACUGUGCAGGACCAAGGUAAUGCGAGCCCUCGCUUCAUGCGCUGCACGUCCUACACCUUCCCCUGCACCUCUGACCUAGCCAAACAGUGCCAGGUUCCCUUGGCAACCAUCAUCAAACCCCUUGCCACCAUCCCCAAGACUGAGUCUCCUCUGUUCAUGGUGAAUCAUGGUGAGACUGGGCCCAUCCGCUGUAACCGCUGCAAGGCCUACAUGUGUCCCUACAUGCAGUUCAUGGACGGAGGACGCCGCUACCAGUGUGCGUUCUGCAACUGUGUCAACGAAGUGCCAGCAUUUUACUUCCAGCAUCUGGACCACAUGGGUCGGCGUAUGGAUGUAUACGAGCGUCCGGAACUUUCUCUGGGCUCCUACGAGUUCAUCGCCACGCUAGACUACUGCAAGAACAACAAGCCCCCCAGCCCCCCUGCCUACAUCUUCAUGAUUGACGUGUCCUUCUCCAACAUCAAGAGCGGCCUGGUCAGACUAGUGUGUGAAGAACUCAAGACUCUACUGGACAGACUGCCUAGGGAGGACGGUGCGGAGAGCUCUGUGGUGAAGGUGGGCUUUGUGACCUACAAUAAGGUGCUGCACUUCUACAACGUGAAGAGCGCUCUGGCCCAGCCCCAGAUGAUGGUGGUGUCCGACGUGGCCGAGAUGUUUGUGCCUCUGCUGGACGGCUUCCUCGUCAACUUCACCGAGUCCCGCGCCGUCAUCAACAAUCUGCUGGAUCAGAUCCCUGACAUGUUUGCUGACACUAAUGAGAGUGAGACGGUGUUCGCUCCAGUCGUCCAGGCAGGAGUAGAGGCACUCAAGGCUGCGGACUGCUCUGGGAAGCUCUUCAUCUUCCACUCCUCCAUCCCCACCGCUGAGGCUCCUGGGAAACUUAAGAACAGGGAUGACAGGAAGCUGGUCAGCACAGACAAGGAGAAGACGCUGUUCCAGCCGAUGCGUGGUGUGUAUGAGCAGCUGGUGAAGGAUUGUGUGUCCCAGGGCUGCUGUGUGGACCUCUUCCUCUUCCCCAGCCAGUACCUGGACCUGGCCACCAUGGGGGACACCCCCACACACACGGGCGGAUCAGUGUACAAGUACAGCAACUUCCAGGUGGAGAUGGAUGGAGAAAACUUCCUGAGUGACCUGCGGAAGGACGUGGAGAAACCCAUCGGCUUUGAUGCCAUCAUGCGUGUCCGCACAAGCACAGGGUUCAGGGCCACAGAUUUCCACGGUGCCGUCCACAUGAACAACACCACAGACGUAGAGAUGGCCGCCAUCGACUGUGACAAGGCCGUUACCGUGGAGUUUAAACAUGAUGACACUCUCAGUGAGGAGACUGGAGCACUCAUGCAGUGUGCACUGCUCUACACCACGGUGGGCGGCCAGCGGCGUCUGCGGGUCCACAACCUGAGUCUGAACUGCAGCGCCCAGCUGUCCGAGCUCUACAAGAGCUGUGAGACCGACGCCCUCAUCAACUUCUUCGCCAAAUCAGCGUACCGCGCCAUGCUCAACCAGCCCCUGAAGACGGUCAGGGAUAUCCUGGUCAACCAGACCGCUCACAUGCUGGCCUGCUACAGGAAGAACUGCGCUAGUCCUUCUGCUGCUAGUCAGCUGAUUCUGCCUGAUGCCAUGAAGGUGUUCCCCGUCUACAUGAACAGCCUGAUGAAGACUUUGCCCCUCGUGAGCAGUAGUGAACUGGCCACUGAUGAGAGAGCCUACCAGAGACUCACAGUACUCAGCAUGGGAGUGGAGGACACACAGCUGCUGUUAUACCCACGACUCAUACCCUUGCACACCAUGUCUGUUGACAGUGAUGCUGUCCCGGCAGCAGUUCGCUGCUCUGAGGAGCGCCUGACGGAUGGGGGCGUGUUCCUGCUGGAGAAUGGGCGGAGUCUGUUCCUGUGGGUGGGGCAGUCCUGCCCACCUGACCUGGUGCAGAGCCUCUUCAACGUGCCUUCACUCGCUCACCUACCACCUGACCAGAGCUCUCUUCCUGACCUGGACAACCCCUACUCAAAGAAGCUGCGGUCCAUCAUCUCAUCCAUCUGUGAGCAGAGAUCCAAUUCCAUGAAGGUUCUGGUGGUGCGUCAGAAGGACCGGCCCGAGGUUCUGUUCCGGCAGCAGCUGGUGGAGGAUAAGGGUCUCCACGGCGGCGCCUCUUACAUGGACUUCCUGUGCUACGUCCACCGCGAGAUCCGACAGCUGCUCACCUAAACACACACACACACACACACACACACACAAACACACACACACACCUGAGGCUGGGAGGGAGGGAGGGAACACCCACCGCUCCCCCCCCCCCCACCCACCCUUGUUCAGCCUCUUCAGCUGCCUGUCCCCCACCCCCAUCCAAAGCCCCUAGAUGGGCUGUCCUCUGAUGUAGUUUUUUAUAUGGCCCUCUGCUCCCACAUGGCUCUGCUCAGAACUACAGGACCCACAAUGCAAUUCUUCUCUGAGUGGAUAACCAACAGACGGGCAAAAAUGGAUAUUUUUUUGGAGAUGUUUGUAAGACCUGAGGCUCCGUUUCCAUGGUGACACAGAUGAUAUCCCUGUAAUUAGUUCCUCUGCAGGUGUGUGUGUGUGUGUGUGUGUGUGUGUGUGUGUGUCUGCCCCUGCUAGUCGCACAUCUGCACUCCUCUCCCGUCCUGGCAGCAUCACACCAGAGCUCAUGUGGUCACCCGGUGUUGUCAUGUGUGUAGCUUCUCAGCAGCGCUGGAGGAUAUUCCGUGUGUGUAUCGUAUCCCAACCUCACACUGCGUGCGUCACCAAGACCUUCAUCUUCUUGAGCUGAUAAACGUCCAUCCUGCACCCCCCCCAGUCAGGACAGUUCAGGACUCUAAGACCUUCAGCGCUCAUCAGUAUCAGGACUGCUUAUGUUGCCUUAAUUGCCCCUCAAGCGGCACGGUGUCCAUGACAACACACCCCCACCCUGUGGCUCUGGAGCAGUGGUCUCUCAAUUUUGCUUUUUUUAUGACAUUUAAAAAUAUAUUUUUCAAAUUGUUGUUUAAUUAUAAUACCAAAAAACAAUUAAGAUAUUUAUUCUUAUAAAGUGAAACAUUCCACAUAUUUCACAAUCCAUAUUGGUGUAGUUUAGAAUAACGUCUCUUUUUCUGCAUGUGUAGUGCUAGUGUGUAGAGUGCGCCUGUAACCCUGCAGUGCUAGGCUAGGACAAGCUAACUGCGUUCUCAGUGGCAGGCGUGUGCUCUGAGGCCUGCAGCAGGUGCUCUGGUGUCUGUGUGGAUCAGGGCUUGAGACCCGACUCUUGGUUAUCUUGACUCUUGAUUAUCUAUGGCUUGUAUGCAAACAUAUCUCAGGUAAUUUCACGUACCUAGCGUUAGUCUAGCGUUAGCUUAGCGUUUUGUCCAGGUUCAUGUGGAGGCUGCCUGAGAUGUGUGGAAAGAUGGCCAUUCCGUCAGAGGACCGUGGGGCACUGGCGCUUCCUGGUGGCGAUGGGAGGGAAGUGUCUCCAGUGGACAUUCUAAUUGGAAUCUGUGAUACUUUACUUUUGCUCUUUACAUUAAAGCCUCAUCUAUACUGUCA